Molecule: messenger RNA, 1422 nt
Organism: Cajanus cajan (pigeon pea)
Lineage: Eukaryota; Viridiplantae; Streptophyta; Magnoliopsida; Fabales; Fabaceae
Product: WAT1-related protein At3g28050
Cellular component (GO): membrane
Molecular function (GO): transmembrane transporter activity
Source: RefSeq, a predicted model, not a curated record
CUUUAGUGAAAGCAAAUGGGUGGACACGUUCAUAAUCUAUUUUCGUCACACCUGCACUAAGAGAAACACUAUUUUUGUUUCUUCGGAGUACACAAGUGAAAAAGCAAGACUCUGACAACACAAAUAGAUAACUGAAGGAAAUGAAGGGCGCAGGGGUAACCACAGUGAUGAUAGUGGCACAGUUCUUGAGUGUGGGUUUGAACACUCUCAUCAAAGCAUCCAUGUCCAGAGGAAUGAGCCACUUCAUUUUCGUUGCGUAUUCAAACCUUCUCGCAUUCUGUUUUCUGCUACUAGCAUCCAAAAUCCAUCACAGAAACAAAACUCCUACACCAAUCAAUUACUCCAUUAUCUUGAGAAUUUUCAUUCUUAGCUUGCUCAGUGUUUCCAUACAGACACUAACUUAUACUGGACUUGGCUAUACCACUCCCACUCUCACCUCAGCCAUGGGGGAUCUUACUCCAGCUUAUACCUUCAUAAUUGCCAUUAUUUCCAGGAUGGAAAAGCUGGAUCUAAAAGUACGAAGCAGCCAGGCAAAAUCCAUUGGAACUGUGGUAUCAAUUGCAGGAGCAUUAACUGUAUCCUUAUAUAAAGGGUUGCCUAUCACAAGUGUUGUCAUGCCAAAAUAUCUGUUCCUCUCACAACAAUCACUAUGGCUAUUAGGAGCCUUUUUUCUUUCAGCUGCUAGCUUUUUGGGUUCAGCCUCGCUUGUUAUUCAGACAUGGACUAUGAAAGAGUAUCCUGAGGAGCUAAUGCUAACAACCAUUUGUUGCGGUUUUGUUGUCAUCCAAUCUUUCAUAGUAGCUUUCAUUGCAGAGGAAAAUCCAAAGGCAUGGAUACUUAAACCCGAUAUGGAGUUGAUAUCUAUAUUCUAUUCGGCCAUUUUUGUGAUAUCUGCGCGAAGUGUGGUUUACGCAUGGGCGUGUCGAAAGAAAGGACCCGUGUAUGUUGCUAUGUUCAGUCCUUUAGGGAUUGUCAUUGCACUUGUCAUGGGGGUUGUAUUCUUGGGAGAUGUUCUAUAUCUUGGAAGUAUGAUAGGAGCUGGUAUAAUAGCUAUUGGGUUUUAUGCUGUAAUAUGGGGUCAGGCCGAGGAGGAAAAAAUGGGAUGUGAAAAACAUGGAAGCUGUAGCAUCAUCUCAUCGUCUUCUUCUGAAGCCCCUCUUUUGGUGAACGAAAGAAAGGAGACAAGUUCUUUUGUAUGAUAGCAUGAAAACUCUGUGGAUAUUUUAUCACAGAUAGAGACAUUACAAAUACCAAGUGGCAAGUCAUUAACCACAUCACCGACAAAAAUGUGUUGUAUUCAGUUGUCCUUGUUAUUUCCUCAAGAAACUAUCUAUGCCAUCACACUUCUAUGUAACCAAUACACUCUAAACAUGCUAUUACUUGUGUUUCUUUUUUCAUGACAAGACUAAUUAAGUUUAAAUA